AAACGAAUGAUACCGUUUCAAGAAAAUUUUAUAUAUGUAAUUCAUAGAUUAUUAAAUAAUACAUAUGUGAAUUUGAAAUGUUAUUUAUAAAAUUAUGAAUUCUACUACUUUGUCAUCUGGAACUUUGAGUCAUUCGCCAGGACAAAGAGGUACAGAAUCCCAAGAUUCAGAAUUAACCUCUGUUGGAAAUCAAACUUCGAAAAUAUUGAAUCAAAUGAAAUCUGAGUUACAAGAACAAAAACAACAGGAUCGUUUACUUCGAGAGUUACAUUUAAAACGUGUUCAAUCAUUAAGAAAAGAAUUAGAUUAUAUUAAAGCAACAGAGUGGAGAUAUCAACCAAUCGAUCGGUAUAUGGAUAGAAAUAGUAGAAAUUAAAUAUGUUUUCAUUUAUAUAUACACUUA
This is a messenger RNA of Apis dorsata (giant honeybee), 403 nucleotides long. RefSeq lists its product as uncharacterized. The transcript has 2 exons. Lineage: Eukaryota; Metazoa; Arthropoda; Insecta; Hymenoptera; Apidae. Bases 95 to 376 code for a protein of 93 amino acids. The record is from RefSeq and is a predicted model, not a curated record.